Molecule: messenger RNA, 1492 nt
Organism: Austrofundulus limnaeus
Lineage: Eukaryota; Metazoa; Chordata; Actinopteri; Cyprinodontiformes; Rivulidae
Gene: ldhba
Product: lactate dehydrogenase Ba
Biological process (GO): lactate metabolic process; pyruvate metabolic process
Cellular component (GO): cytoplasm
Molecular function (GO): L-lactate dehydrogenase (NAD+) activity
Source: RefSeq, a predicted model, not a curated record
UCCUCCUCCUCCUCCUCCGGACCAGCUCUAGUCCACAUUACCCUUCAGUCUGACCCACAGACCCGCUCCUUCAGCCGGACCACAUCAUUGGAUCUCAGGCUCGGUUCUAAACCUCAGUCAUCAUGUCUUCAGUGGAGCAGAAACUCAUGACCUCCAUGGCCGGCGGUGCCCCAGAACCUCCCAGAAACAAGGUGACGGUGGUCGGCGUGGGCCAGGUAGGCAUGGCCUGCGCUGUCAGCAUCCUGCUAAGGGACCUGUGUGAUGAGAUGGCUUUGGUUGAUGUGAUGGAGGACCGCCUGAAAGGAGAGAUGAUGGAUCUGCAGCAUGGCAGCCUCUUUCUGAAGACCUCCAAGAUCGUUGCAGACAAAGACUAUGCUGUUACUGCCAACUCUCGUCUGGUCGUGGUGACGGCUGGUGUUCGCCAGCAGGAGGGCGAGAGCCGCCUCAACCUGGUGCAAAGAAACGUCAACGUCUUCAAGUGCAUCAUCCCACAGAUCAUGAAGUACAGCCCCAACUGUACCAUCAUUGUGGUGUCCAACCCUGUUGAUAUUCUGACCUAUGUAACUUGGAAACUGAGCGGCCUGCCCAAGCACCGUGUAAUUGGCAGCGGCACCAACCUGGACUCAGCUCGGUUCCGGUACCUGAUGGCCGAACGCGUCGGCAUCCACGCAAGCUCCUUCAAUGGCUGGGUUCUGGGCGAGCAUGGGGACACCAGCGUGCCUGUGUGGAGUGGAGCUAACGUGGCAGGAGUCAAUCUGCAGAAACUGAACCCAGCGAUUGGCACCGAUGCUGAUAAGGAGCAGUGGAAACAAGUACACAAGGCUGUGGUGGACAGUGCUUAUGAAGUGAUCAAGCUGAAGGGUUACACCAACUGGGCCAUCGGACUGAGCGUGGCCGACCUGWCGGAGAGUAUUGUGAAGAACCUGAGUCGUGUCCACCCCGUCUCCACCAUGGUCAAGGACAUGUAUGGUAUCUCCGAGGAGGUCUUCCUGUCUCUGCCAUGUGUCCUGAACAGUAACGGCGUGUGCAGCGUGGUCAACGUGACCCUCACCGACGAUGAGGUGUCCCAGCUGAAGAAGAGUGCGGACACACUGUGGGGGAUCCAGAAGGGCCUGAAGGACCUGUGAACACACGGUCCCAUCGCCCCUGUCUUUUUCUACUCUUCUCUCUGACUCUUCAGGUCUUACUAUAAGAUGAUAUGAGUGUGUUUUGUCAGUUGGUCACCGAUAUGAUCCUAGAGUAAGACCGUGUGCCUCCCAACAUUUUGUACCCGUUAGAUCCAGCUGGUUAGCUGUAGGUUUCUGAUUUUUCUCUGCCUGAGGAAAGCAUCAUGUUUGUUCUAAAAGAAGUCUGAAAUGUAAUAAGUCAUGUUUGACCUUUGACCCCAUCUAUAACUUUACCACCUGUCCAGUGAAGUGUGACAUGAGUCCAUCAUGAUUGUCAGCUGUUAGUUCAAUUGAUGUGUGACUUUAAUAAACGUGAUCAGAAAGAA